Fusarium graminearum PH-1 is the source of this 714-nucleotide messenger RNA. RefSeq lists its product as uncharacterized. NCBI's taxonomy places the organism in Eukaryota, Fungi, Ascomycota, Sordariomycetes, Hypocreales, Nectriaceae. Bases 1 to 714 code for a protein of 237 amino acids. The record is from RefSeq and is a predicted model, not a curated record. The transcript is spliced from 5 exons.
AUGACCAAAGAAGAAGCCAAGGAAAGUAAUCGUGGGAAGUCUUUAGAGUCUCCAUCUUACCUCCAAGUAAAUGGCUUAGAAGAACCGGAGGGUUGGAACCCCCACGACGCCUCAGUCUCCCAAUUUGGAGAUAAUUUGAAUGAGGCCCUGAGAUCUCUCAGUAUUCCUAUUGACUUCCAUCACGAGAGUUGGGUUCAUGUUCAUGAGGCAGACAUCUUUAAUGAUCCGUCUUGGCUCAUCGAUGGCUCAGAUGGUAACAUCGACGAUUUUGAAAACUGCAUCCCAACCGGUGCAUUCUUUCACAAUUCUUUCAUUGCUGAAGCCGGUGUUAUAAUCGCAGAUAAUAACUAUGCCGUUGACCCAGCCCUGCUGGCGAACGCAAUGAAUCCGAACGAUCUUGCUACUCACAUUAGAAAAUGGAGUGAUGCCGUUUGGAUGCAAUGGUGGAAAGUAUGCCAUGAGAAAGGAGAGGAUGUGAAAAACGUCAAAUAUAUCAUUCGGUCCAAGAUCAACAAUGGGGAAACUCUCAACUUUAUAUUCCAGGCCAUUCUUAACAAGCACGCAAGGGAUGCCAAAGGGAAAACCAUUGGGCUCAAGAUCAUUAACAAGGUUGACAUAUUUGUCGCUGAGGGGAGCCACGAGGUGAAAGGCAUUGCUGUUGAUAAAGACACGUCGGAGACGAUCACGCUUCUGUUUCAUGUUACUGAUGUUUGA